Capsaspora owczarzaki ATCC 30864 is the source of this 1111-nucleotide messenger RNA. RefSeq lists its product as hypothetical. The transcript has 4 exons. Gene Ontology annotation, molecular function: RNA binding. The record is from RefSeq and is a predicted model, not a curated record. NCBI's taxonomy places the organism in Eukaryota, Filasterea, Ministeriida, Capsasporidae. The coding region runs from base 55 to 969 and encodes 304 amino acids.
GCUCAUUCCUUCUUCCAACUUUAAACCCCCCUGUUCCCAACCCAACCAACCAACAUGGCUUCUGUUCUGCUUCGCUCGCUGACUUCGGCGAUCGCCCGACCGGCCGCCGUUGCCACCGCAGUGCGCUCGGUCGCUGCCGUCCAGCCCAUCCGCAUGGCCUCGUCUGUUCGCGUGCAGUGGCUCAACGCGACCGACAUGGACGCUCACACUCGCUCUGCCGUCAAGUGCUGCUCGGAUCUCCUUGCGUCGAACGACAUUGUCGUUCAAGAUAUCCGCGUCCCUGAGAAGGAGGUUGGCGAGGCCCGCCAGUCGGUUGCCAAGGGCUAUGCUUUCUUCCGCCUGAACAACGCCGAUGAUGUCCGCCGUGCCUCCAGGGCUUUUGAAACCGCCCCUCCGAUCUUCUUGCCUGAGGGUCUUCAACUGAUCAUGGUCCCGAGCAGGGAUACCGAGACAGACCCCACGCUCUUCGUCUCGUUCGGCGCUUCGCCCGACGCUGUCGCGAACGUCCAGAAGAUCUUUGGCAACUUCUUUGGCGCCUUCGGCACCAUCAUGAACAUUGAGGUCCAACAAAACAAGUAUGGCGCACCCACCGGCUUUGGCUUUGUCAACUUUACCGAGGAUGAGGCUGCCGAGAAGGCCGCGACCGAGCUGCGCGGAACUGCCUCGCCUCUCAACACACCUUUCUUCCGCGUCACCAACGUGCCAUACCUGACGGAGGAGCAGCGCAAGGAAGCUACCGCUGAGCGUUUCGCCCAGCGCGUUGCUGCCCGAAAUGAGCGUCGCGCCUACAACCGCGACGGUGAGCGCCCCGCUGAUGGCGAGCGUCGCCCCUACAACGGCGAGCGUCGUCAGUACAAUGGCGAGCGUCGCCCGUACAACGGUGAGCGUCGUCAGUACAAUGGCGAGCGUCGUCCGUUCCAGCGCCGCGAUCGUGGCGAGCAGCAGCAGCAACCACAAGAGCAGAACUAAAACUUUUCGAGCGCUGCCAAUGGUUUGUUGUAAAAUUCACGCGAAUACACAGAUGGGUUUUUCUCUUGUUGUUUUUUGUUGUGUUGUAGAACGUUGUGCACAGUUUUGAAAAAAAAAUGGAUCAGCCAUCACUGUGACACGG